Messenger RNA from Nomascus leucogenys (northern white-cheeked gibbon), 2069 nucleotides. It is a transcript of the gene IMPDH2, whose product is annotated as inosine monophosphate dehydrogenase 2. Lineage: Eukaryota; Metazoa; Chordata; Mammalia; Primates; Hylobatidae. Gene Ontology annotation, biological process: GTP biosynthetic process. Gene Ontology annotation, cellular component: cytoplasm. The transcript has 14 exons. The record is from RefSeq and is a predicted model, not a curated record. The coding region runs from base 689 to 2008 and encodes 439 amino acids. Gene Ontology annotation, molecular function: IMP dehydrogenase activity.
CGGCAGAGGUCUCUGCGGCGCGGUCCUCGGAGACACGCGGCGGUGUCCUGUGUAGGCCAUGGCCGACUACCUGAUUAGUGGGGGCACGUCCUACGUGCCAGACGACGGACUCACAGCACAGCAGCUCUUCAACUGCGGAGACGGCCUCACCUACAAUGACUUUCUCAUUCUCCCUGGGUACAUCGACUUCACUGCAGACCAGGUGGACCUGACUUCUGCUCUGACCAAGAAAAUCACUCUUAAGACCCCACUGGUUUCCUCUCCCAUGGACACAGUCACAGAGGCUGGGAUGGCCAUAGCAAUGGCGCUUACAGGCGGUAUUGGCUUCAUCCACCACAACUGUACACCUGAAUUCCAGGCCAAUGAAGUUCGGAAAGUGAAGGUCAGAAGGGCAAGGAUCAUUAGCAAGCGCUCCUGGGAAUUACACUGAGGUGGGGUGGGGUGGGAGUAGGGUUUGUUCUAUUAAUUUAGUAUUCUUUCUUCCCACCAUGGGGUUCAGUUACUGAGAAGACCCUGAGAUUCUGUUUCUUAAAGCAGCAGCAAUAGACCAGGUGGACAGUGCCUCCAGCCUACCCAUGUCUCUAAGAUGUGUUGGUGUGAUUUGGUCUUGUGGCACUGCCAAAGGGAUCGAUAAGCAGAGACCCCAUGCUUCAGAUCAAGAGCCUGAUAAAAGUAGUUCAAAGAUGCGAUGCCCUUUCUCACCAUCCCUUUCCAGAAAUACGAACAGGGAUUCAUCACAGACCCUGUGGUCCUCAGCCCCAAGGAUCGCGUGCGGGAUGUUUUUGAGGCCAAGGCCCGGCAUGGUUUCUGCGGUAUCCCAAUCACAGACACAGGCCGGAUGGGGAGCCGCUUGGUGGGCAUCAUCUCCUCCAGGGACAUUGAUUUUCUCAAAGAGGAGGAACAUGACUGUUUCUUGGAAGAGAUAAUGACAAAGAGGGAAGACUUGGUGGUAGCCCCUGCAGGCAUCACACUGAAGGAGGCAAAUGAAAUUCUGCAGCGCAGCAAGAAGGGAAAGUUGCCCAUUGUAAAUGAAGAUGAUGAGCUUGUGGCCAUCAUUGCCCGGACAGACCUGAAGAAGAACCGGGACUACCCACUAGCCUCCAAAGAUACCAAGAAACAGCUGCUGUGUGGGGCAGCCAUUGGCACUCAUGAGGAUGACAAGUAUAGGCUGGACUUGCUCGCCCAGGCUGGUGUGGAUGUAGUGGUUUUGGACUCUUCCCAGGGAAAUUCCAUCUUCCAGAUCAAUAUGAUCAAGUACAUCAAAGAGAAAUACCCUAAUCUCCAAGUCAUUGGAGGCAAUGUGGUCACUGCUGCCCAGGCCAAGAACCUCAUUGAUGCGGGUGUGGAUGCCCUGCGGGUGGGCAUGGGAAGUGGCUCCAUCUGCAUUACGCAGGAAGUGGCUCCCAAGAUCCCUCCAGACAUAAAGUCCCACAGCCCCAAAUGCCCUUCUACUGUCACGGGUUGCUAUAUGCUGGCCUGUGGGCGGCCCCAAGCAACAGCAGUGUACAAGGUGUCAGAGUAUGCACGGCGCUUUGGUGUUCCAGUCAUUGCUGAUGGAGGAAUCCAAAAUGUGGGUCAUAUUGCGAAAGCCUUGGCCCUUGGGGCCUCCACAGUCAUGAUGGGCUCUCUCCUGGCUGCCACCACUGAGGCCCCUGGUGAGUACUUCUUUUCCGAUGGGAUCCGGCUAAAGAAAUAUCGCGGUAUGGGUUCUCUCGAUGCCAUGGACAAGCACCUCAGCAGCCAGAACAGAUAUUUCAGUGAAGCUGACAAAAUCAAAGUGGCCCAGGGGGUGUCUGGUGCUGUGCAGGACAAAGGGUCCAUCCACAAAUUUGUCCCUUACCUGAUUGCUGGCAUCCAACACUCAUGCCAGGACAUUGGUGCCAAGAGCUUGACCCAAGUCCGAGCCAUGAUGUACUCUGGGGAGCUUAAGUUUGAGAAGAGAACGUCCUCAGCCCAGGUGGAAGGUGGCGUCCAUAGCCUCCAUUCGUAUGAGAAGCGGCUUUUCUGAAAAGGGAUCCAGCACACCUCCUCGGUUUUUUUUUUUUCAAUAAAAGUUUAGAAAGAAAAAA